GUAAACAAUAAGGUAGAACAUUGGAUAAUGAAAAAUGUAAAAAGUUGGAUGGAUAGACGUAUGGAAGUGUCACUGGGCAAGCGUAGAAUGCCUUAGAAUCCAAUUGGUAUGUACCCUGUUAUAGGCGCUAUAACCCAACCGAAGUGGUGGUAGAAAAGAAGGAAGAUCCAUUGGAGAGAUGGAUAUAGAGAGAAAGGAUUGGUGAGUACUGGUGAGUACUGGUGAACGAUAAGGAGGACAGAGGGGAAAAGAGAUGGAUGGAUAUAGAGUGAAUGCGGUGGGAAAAUUGAGUUGGAGUAUAGGCCGAGGAAAGCAAGGAGCCAAGAGCAGCGUGAGCGCCUAGAGGGAGGAGCAGCAGCCAAAGCGCUGUGCUUCCUGUUGUUGGUGUGUUAGCCUAAAAAAAAAAAAUACAUUAUAAAAUACCUUGAAAUACUGUACGGUUGUUACCAACGACCGAAUGUCUCCUCAAUGCGACGAAAAUGGUGAAGUGUGGAGUAAAGUGGGCAUUGAGUAAGGCCUUGGACAUCUCAAAUCAUGACAGAGGCCUCAGACGAUGGUAAUUAUCUGGUGAGGGUCCGGGCCCAGGUGAUGACGAGGGAUGAUAGCUCUGGUGGAUGGGUACCACUCAGUGGCGGUGGAUUGGCCAAUGUAUCUGUCAGACGUAGGGCUGCAUCAGGUGGAAGUUGUAGUACUGCUACUGGGGCCAGUAGUACCACAUCCAGCACAAAUCCAACUGCUGGAUCAUCACCGAGUAAUAAUCCAGCACCAGUUGCCAUUAGCCAAAGCCAUGGAACGUUGAGCACAUCACCUCCUAGUACAGCUAAAAGAAGACACGAGUAUCUUAUUUAUGGGAAACGAAUUACUGAUCAAUCGGUCGUUCUCAGCUGUACGAUAAAAAAAGAUUUUCAGUACAACAAAGUUAUGCCGACAUUUCAUCAUUGGCGCACUGGAGAAAAAAAAUUUGGACUCACCUUCCAAACAGCCGCUGAUGCAAGGGCUUUUGACAAAGGUGUACGAACAGCAGUUGAAGAACUUCUGGAAGGUCUCGCCAAUGCUACAUUAAAUGGUGGACAUCCAGACGUUGGUGAUGAGAGUGUAUUCAUGACUGUUAAUUUACCAGUGGAGCCCCCAGAUCCACGUCAAUCGUCAGAUCAAGGUCGUGGAAUAGUUCGUGUACCGAAUUAUCAUUCCCAGUGUAGCGACAUAGCAGAUGCCCACAAAUCAAUUCAUUACAUCGGUAGUGAGCCAUCAAGCAAGGUUGUACCGCCACACCAUCAUCCACUGGAGUCAAGUGGUGAUGUGGGUGUUGACAAUUGUCCUUAUGUGCAGUUGACGAGUCUCAAUCAUGAUUACCUGUAUCCAGUGAUCGAUGAUCACAAAGGCAACAAUUCAACAGAGCGUCGUACAUCGAGUGAUUCACUCAAGAAGCCCGACAUUAUAAUAUCACAGCCGAGUAAAAAUUCCGACAAAUUGCGUGGCAAUUGUCGAUUACGAUGUAAACAUUGUCAACAGACGUAUGGAGAGCAUGAUAAUCCACGUGGUGCAUGUGAGUACGCACCAGAUUUGAUAAGCAAAGGCAUUGCCACGGUAUCGUGUCUCUUGUGCGCAAAGUGCAUGUUGUAUCACUGUAUGAGUGAUGCUGAGGGUGAAAAUUCACAAAAUCUUGAGCACAAUCCGUGUACCUGCAGUACUGAGGAUGGAUGUGGUAGACGAUGGUUUGGCUUGGCACUUUUGUCUCUCAUAGUUCCGUGUUUAUGGUUAUAUCCGCCAUUGAGAGCAAUUCACUGGUGUGGUAUGGCCUGUGGCAUAUGCGGUGGACGUCAUCAUCCGAUGGAAUAACUGGAGGAACCCUUUGAUAUCUCUGGGCCGUUCUCGAUUGAGCCGCACUAUAUGGCAGCGAUGCCUAGUGGGGCUGUGGCUAAUGUUUAUGAAUGCCACGAUCUAAGUAUGGGCCGGUGUCAGAGAUACCAAAGGGGCAGACAGUUACCAGUUCAUGCGCUUAUUCAUCAACGUCACCUGUAAUCAGCGUUAUAUCCAGGGUAAACGGUUUAUUAUUUUCAUUGGUUCACGCAAUUUAUUCAUCUCUUUUGCUCAUUUUUUAUUACUUAAUUAUCUACAUUUUUUCACACAUUUAUUGGGGGAGAGUUCAAUCAGUCAGGGCCGUGCAGAAUUUAACAUAUUUAUGCUUAUGUUCGUGCCUUUCUCAUUUGGUUGGAAGGCAAAUUAUCACACGCGGGUGGCUUCGAGUCGAAUCAGCAAGGCCAAUUCAAUGUUAGAUAAUUAAGUUGUCCAGAAUGAAUGUCAUUGGUGGCUCGACACUCGCACCGACCUUGACUCAACUUUUGCCAAAUUUAAAAUAGUUGGGCUUUUGGUCAUUGAUAACAGCAAACGAAUAUCUCCGUGGAGAGUACCUCUAAUUAGGGGUGACGGUUUCCAUUAUAACGUUCACUUCCUUGUUGUAUCAUUUUUCUUUUUCUUUUCCUGACAAUCAACCCCAUGUUAUUCUAUGGAUCAUCAUCUUUCAAUUUCUUUUAUAUUUUUUUCAUCUUGUGGAUACAUAGUGGACGUCUGUUAUGUAUGUUUCAAAAUUUAUGUGUAGAUGAACAAGCAAGAUAAGUCAGAAUAACUGUUUUCCCAUUACAACUUAGAUCAUUGUCGGAUGUGUGGACGUUAAAGAAUAUAUAUUUUCCUUGAUUGUUGAAAAAAAUCACCAAGAGCAGCAGAGCAGUUUUAUUCCCCGCUCUAUGUUUCCAGUAUUCUCGAUAAUUCCCUCGAGCUUUUGGUGUAAUUCACGUGCAUGACAACCCAGAGAUACGAAUUAUUGGAGGACUGGAGCAAUAAUUCCUGCUCCAGUCAAUCCAGUAAUGAUUUCUCGAUAAAUUUGUCUUUUGUUGUUUUGAUGUAUAUAAGACACGAAGACAAAGAAUUAAAAAUAGUCCAAGGGGACAAAUAGAACAAGUAAGAAGAAACUUAGAAUGAGUCAUUAAAUUCAUUGUUUACUUCCUGUGGAUGAUUUUUCCAUUUCUUCCAUUAAUUUUUUAACGUUUGUAAUUGCAAGUGGAAACACGAUUGAGCUUUAAUAUCGCCCAACACUGAUUAAAAUCCAGAAAAUAUAGAGAAAAUCUGAUCAUAAGAAACAGAGACGAUAUUACGGAAGAAUAAACCUGAUCGUUAAUUCUAAAAGUGUUUAGCGAGGAUAUUUUUACGUUUAUUGAUUUAAUCACUAGGUGAGAAUAAAUAAAAGGCGAUGGAAAAAUUCCAGGGUAAUUGUCGUAGAUGAAAAAUAUAAUCCAUGCAUUGAAUAUAUAAAAUCAACGAUGAACCACAUUCGAUUGAAAUUGACAAAAAUAAAAGAGAUACAUAUUUAUUUAAUUGGUUGAACGACGGAACAAGUUAUACUGACAUUUAUCCUAGCACUAACGUAUACAAGGAGAGUAAAGAAAAUUAACGAUUGCGAGAGUAAGUGCUGAAGCUUUUUUAGAUUAAAAGGAAAAAUAAUAAUUAAAAAAAAAAAAGAAUGUUAGUGUAUUCGAUUUUAUAUUGACUUUUUUACAGUUUUGUAUAUUCAAAAAGUGCCAGUGUAUUCCUGAAGGCUCAGAGGAGUGCACUUUGACACUUUUUGCUUUAGGAUAACACGUGUAGUGGUAAAAAAAAAAACGUUACUUUGUACACUCGUAUGCGCACCCCCAUGCACAAUCAAUAAUACAACUUUAGUUGAUUUGUCGAGGAUAAAAAAUAUAUAUAUAUAAAUUCAAUGAUUUUCUGUGGAAGGAAUUAGAUACAUUGACAAGAGAGAGAAAAAUGAAAAUAUUCAAGAGAUGAAAACAAUACCAAGAUUAAUUAAUAAGUGAAAAAUGUGGGAAAUAGUCGAAACAUUAAGCCAAUGGGAUAUAGCAUGCAUCCAGGGUAAUUAUUUUUUCAUCAGUCAUUAAUCCAUGAAUUUGACACCCAGCCAUAUAUUUUCUUUUUUAUUAAUUAUAUAAUCUGCUAAGCGUUAAUGUUUGAUUUACCAUGCAGAGGCAAGGUGAAUAGAAUUACGAGAAAAGCGUAACACGGAAAUGAGAUAUUUUUGUGAUUGACACACACCAACUGAAUGAAUUUAAUUGCUCGAUUCGAAGAUACGAUGAGACACUGAUAUCGUUAUAAGAUCACUUAAGAAAUUACAUUUUUCUUGAUUAUGUAUAUAUAAUGUAUUAUUUUACUGCCAUAACUAACGGUUGGUUUAAUCUUUAGAAUAUCACGUUUUCCUAUGUCCAGUUUCACAUUUGUACUAAUUUUGAGUAUUGAAUCGUGAAAUAUAUUGUAUUUUCUCAAUUGUAGACAAUGGCGACUAGGGAAUGAAAUGAGAGUGAAAAGGAGAGAGAAACUCAUGUUUUAAUUUGUGAAUAAGUACAAAAGCUAUUUUCCCAAUAAGUCCAUUUGUGAUGACUACCAAAUGUGGAUACCUGUUUAAUCGUCUUGAGUAUUCCUCGUGGAUUCCAAUGUCAAUCCCAGAUGAUAGAGAUUUAAAAAGAAGCGACAAAAAUAAUAAGGUAAAAGAAUGAAUAAUUAAAUCACUAAAUAAUUAAAUUAACGAAAUGUCUAAAGAUAAUGAUAAUUGUUAAGUGAGGAGCACCGGAUGAAUGUGCAAAUGUGAUUUGAGCGAAUGGGUUUUCUUCCUACUAAUUUAAAUUGCUUCCUAUAAAAUUUAUGAAUGAUCAUUUAACCAUGCGACGAAUGAAAAUAAUAAAAGAUAGUGUUUAAUAAUAAAUACAUGAAUGUGUCUAUAAUUAGCAUACCAAUUCACGUUAAAUAUAUUUACUAUUACGGCUGGAAUGAUUGUGAAUAAAAGAUGAUGAUAAUGAUAAAACAAAUGCUGCUAUUGCCCAUGCAGAAAAGUUAAUGUAAAAAUUUACAAUGAACAAAGCGAAGUUGAUAGAAAAAUGGUAUUCAAGGGGGAAUACAUAUUAAUUGCAAACAUUAUCGUCGAGUUUAAAAUCUGCCACUGACGAAUUAACAAUAAAAAAUGAUAAACGUUGAAAAA
Molecule: messenger RNA, 5023 nt
Organism: Fopius arisanus
Lineage: Eukaryota; Metazoa; Arthropoda; Insecta; Hymenoptera; Braconidae
Gene: Spred
Product: Sprouty-related protein with EVH-1 domain
Exons: 4
Coding region: 535-1839 (434 amino acids)
Biological process (GO): multicellular organism development; negative regulation of MAPK cascade
Cellular component (GO): membrane
Molecular function (GO): protein kinase binding
Source: RefSeq, a predicted model, not a curated record